AAUAGUCUCGCUCGAAAAUUAAACGAGAGACAACAAAACGAGCCAACAGACACAAGACAGUGAUUUUUAAAUCGACAUGAUGAAUUUGGCGGAUCAAGAGGUACCAGCCGAUAACAACGCCGAUCUUAACAGAAUGACCGGCGACGGGUACAGUAGAUUGAGUGAUCCGGUGCACCCCAUCACCUCCGGGUAUUACGUGUCACCGUCCGGAGUCGAGAAGACACAUGGUGGUGACUUAUAUCCCAGUCAAGAAUACCGACAAGAACCGUGGCUUCAGGAUGGUAGCAGCUGCGAGACCGAAGACAGCGAGCAAUACGUGCCAGAAUUUCAUCACAUAUCAAGUGGUGGGGUGAAACAGGAAGCAGCUGGUAACUGCAGACGAAGUGCUGUGGUGGAAAGUACGGAAGUGACUGAGGUCACGGAGACACCGGAAGCGAGCUAUCAUCCGCAGUACAACUCCGCCUUGCAGGCUCAUUCCCAUUCGCAAAGCAACAAUUUCUUGGAUCUCAGCCCAGCUACGCCAGCUUCUUGUUACGGCAGUAAUCGAUUGACUUCCCAACGAGGUAAAUCAGGAUCAAAAAGUAUCGCGGUCAAGGAGGAACCGACGGAUCGAGGUUACAUCGAGCCAACCAGCACCGUGACUACCCUGUCUUCGUCAGGACCUGCCGAGCACAACGGAAGCAGCCUGGUCUAUCAACCUUCGCAGCAACAGCAACAGCAGCAGCAGUAUUCCAACGGAACUGCGCCAAGGGAGUCUAGAAGUUCUCCAACAUCAAGCCGGCCGACGAGCGCCUCCUCGGCAACGUCCCAAUGGCCAUCGGUGGCACCCCCUUCGAGCACCGAAGGGUACGCAGCGCGUCAAGAGACUGCUUGGAACGCGGACAUCUACGCGAAGCGCAGCGUAACACCGACGUGGACCGAGCUUGGAACGCCAUUGGAGACGCGGACUUCGAGCACCUCCGCCACUUCCUGGGACCGACAGUCCUCCUGCUACCAGAAGAGGACCUCACCCACUCCUUGGAGUUCGGAUUACGCUAAGAGGUCACCAACCGCCACCCCCUCACCGUGGGGUGAAGUUGCCGUUGGGUACCAACAGCAGAGAAGAGGUUCCCUUCAACUAUGGCAGUUCCUUGUCGCUCUUUUGGAUGACCCGGCUAAUGCACCUUGCAUAGCGUGGACCGGACGUGGAAUGGAGUUCAAGCUUAUCGAGCCGGAAGAGGUCGCGAGGAGGUGGGGCGUCCAGAAGAACAGGCCUGCAAUGAACUACGACAAGCUAAGCAGGUCUUUGCGGUACUAUUACGAAAAGGGGAUAAUGCAGAAGGUAGCUGGCGAACGGUACGUUUACAAGUUCGUCUGCGAUCCAGAGGCCCUCUUCAACAUGGCCUACGGAUCAGGCAGUACCACUGCUGGUGUUCCCACGGAAAUCCAGACCACCGGUGUUAGGAGCAGCCAUUCUGCCGUUGCGAAGACCACUUCUACCACCGAAUCCACGGAUUUGGGAAAGCACAGCUCAGCUGGAUAUGGUGACGCCGUUUUGGCAAUGUACUCCAACACCGCUGCAGUUUACGGAAGCCACAGUCUACAUCACCUGCAUCAAUACCUGGGCAGUGCGAAUGAGGGCUUCAAAACACCAUCGGCAAGGUAUCCAGCGCACUAUGCACACCAGUAUACCAACAACAACCACCACCACCACCAUCAUCACCCCUCGACGGCUUACACGGAGUCAUUUUUGAACUACGGUCGGCUUUCUGCACACGAUUUCUCGCUGGAUGUCAGAGCCCACGAGUCUGGGAGGACCAGCAGCGGUUACCAUCAGAGUACCGAAUCCUCGACGUUAUCGGCCGGGACCAGAGAAAUUGAUACAGACAGAACUCGGGCCUCUGAAACGACCGGCGUUGAUGCUGCGCGCGCCCAAUUAUCGGCCACCAGCGUUACCGACACGCAAGCACCGCUGCUCGAUGGCAGUGCAGGCGCGAAACUCGAUCAAACGUCGUAUCACUGCCUAGGAGUCGGCAGCUGCGUGUGUUGAGAUUACCGGUCGUUCCGACGGACUUUUAAUCGACAGGAAAAAAGUCGAUUGUAAAUAUUGCGCAACACCCUGGGAUUGAGGUUGUCGUAAUUGUGCGCUUGGUCGUGCAUGGCAACGAUAAUUACUUAUAGUAAUAGUGUCCGAAAUCAGUAUGAAAUUCUAUAAUAAUAUAGAAUAAUCUCGAUCUAGUCGACGCAAAACUUUGUGAUUUAUUUAUUUUAUUGUUGCUGUCAAGCGUGAUGAUUACCACACGGUAAUAGUGUUAUCGCUUGCGGGAUAGGUUUAUUAACAAUUAAUUA
Molecule: messenger RNA, 2328 nt
Organism: Diprion similis
Lineage: Eukaryota; Metazoa; Arthropoda; Insecta; Hymenoptera; Diprionidae
Gene: Ets96B
Product: ETS translocation variant 1
Exons: 9
Coding region: 77-2029 (650 amino acids)
Biological process (GO): regulation of transcription by RNA polymerase II; cell differentiation
Cellular component (GO): nucleus
Molecular function (GO): sequence-specific DNA binding; DNA-binding transcription factor activity, RNA polymerase II-specific
Source: RefSeq, a predicted model, not a curated record